AUGCCAAAAACUCGCACAGUUAAUGUUACUUUAAUAACAGUAGGUUCACUACUGUUUGACUUGCAUUAUGGUCCUUAUUCACGUUUUUGGUGGCAACAUUCAAGUGACAGCACAAAAGAUAAUCUUUCUUAUUUUCCCAUUCGUGUAGGCCAAACUACCAAGGCUAUUCUUAAUGAAAAAGUUUUUUAUCUUACUAUUGUAGUGGAAAAUUCUGAUAAUUCUUUUGCUCCUGGAUUUAUUUGUACCUCUGGUACUAUUUCAAGUAAAAAUAAUGGUAGCUCAGGAUACAAAUCUUCACUCAAUUACAAAUAUCAUGAUAAAUCAGCAUUAUUUGUAUCAACUAUUGAGGGUAAUCAUUGUAUACUCAAAAUCCAUCAAAAUUCUCAAGUACAAUGUCAGUUUGUGGAUAAUUCUCCUAAUGCAGUUUGGAAAUCUUCAAAUUUUAUAAAAAAUUUUGAAGGAAUCAAUCUGUUUGGAUUUCAAAAUUCACAAACCAAAGAAUCUAUUUACAAAAAUAUGAUUCCUACAUGCUUACCAACAAAUUGA
Ambispora leptoticha is the source of this 546-nucleotide messenger RNA. NCBI's taxonomy places the organism in Eukaryota, Fungi, Glomeromycota, Glomeromycetes, Archaeosporales, Ambisporaceae. The record is from the annotation of a GenBank genome assembly.